Messenger RNA from Gambusia affinis (western mosquitofish), 383 nucleotides. Its product is annotated as spexin prohormone 1-like. Lineage: Eukaryota; Metazoa; Chordata; Actinopteri; Cyprinodontiformes; Poeciliidae. The record is from RefSeq and is a predicted model, not a curated record. Gene Ontology annotation, molecular function: neuropeptide hormone activity. Bases 81 to 374 code for a protein of 97 amino acids. The transcript is spliced from 5 exons.
UUGAACUUGUCUGCAGAUGCAGAGCUAAAGUGCUGACAGUUUGCUGGUCAAUAAGUUAUUUUCCUUUGCAGGCUUCAAAAAUGUCUCUGAAGGUCCCUCUUCUUGUGGUGUUGUUGGUUUCUCAGUGCUGGUCCGCUCCAUAUAGGAGAAACUGGACUCCUCAGGCAAUAUUGUAUCUUAAAGGCGCACAGGGACACCGUUCAACCCUGGAGCGCAGCAGCAGAGAAGAGGGGGACGCUUUACAAUUAGUGAACUUUAACCAGAUCGACGAUGGGCUGGGAUUGUCUUCAGCUUCCGUCGAGCUCCUGCAACAAGCCGCAGAAGAAGGUGGCGGCAGACACGUUUACCGAGACUCGAGCUUAAACCAUCUCUGAUUACUUUUU